UCAAUGAAGAAAAUAUCAGUGGCUUCCUACAAUUCAUCAAUUAAAGAUCUGUGUAUAGUAGUUUGUUUUCAAAAAAUAGUUAGUUCUCAUUUUAUAUACAUAUGUAAAUUGAAUUGAAUAUAUAAAAAUAUAUUUAAAAAUCUAAAUCAUUUUUUUUAUAAUAAAAAAAAGAAUAAUACGGAUUAGAGUGCAAAGACCCUUGUGCACGCCUCAGGUUUCAACCGGUAAUGGAAUUACAUUCUCCUUUCUCGCCGGAAUUGAUUUCCAUUCGCCAGCAAGCCUCAGUUUUUCAAGAAAUGUCCCUGGAACGACAUCUCAGAGGCACAGCAUCUUCCCCGGAAGGCACUAUUCUGGAUAAAAUUGGUCUUUUGAGAUCGACCUUUAGAGCCCUGGAUUUACAGGAUUCAAAGCCAAAGGAUAGUAUCUUCAUUCAGCAGCUUGAAAACGAGAGAACGAUCCCAGUGCAUGAGAAUAAAUAUGGAGGCGUUGAAACGAAGAAAAAGGAUUUUAAAAUUGUAAGGAAUAGGAUAAUUCGUGGGAAAAGUCGUGAGGAGGAAGAAAAUCUUCAACCAAUAUCACUCGAUGAAGUCGCUUGGCACGAUACCACCGACGAUUGUUGGAUCGUUGUUUACGACUAUGUUUACGAUUGUACCGAUUUCGUCAAGAAUCAUCCCGGUGGUCAAGACAUUAUACUCGAGUAUGCCGGACGAGAUGCCACUCUUGCAUUCAUUGGUACAGGACACUCCAAGGUAGCCAAGCAGAAUCUCGAGAGAUACCUAAUUGGAGAACUUCCUCUUUCCGAAAGAAUAUUUCGCACUCCGGACGGUGUAAAAAUUGUAGAUUUUUGAUUUUUUGCUCUUCUUUAUAAUUAGUUUUUUAAAUUUAAUUAUUAAAUCAAGUAUGAUAAUUUUAAAGAUUUAAAAUUCUUGUCUUUGGGUCAAAAUUUCUCAAAUGCAUCGCCUGAAAUUAAAAAAUUUAAUUUUUGUCACGUCGUUGUCACACUAGGUCAAUUCGACCCGAACUUCAUCAUCACUUCGAGCGAUCUUUGAAGUAAAAUUGAUAAUUAUAAUUUAAAUUAUCCUUAUAAUGAUUAUUAAUUAUUUCCUUUUUGGUAAAAUAAAUAUAAAAAUAUGCUCAACAACCGUACAUAGAAUGU
Molecule: messenger RNA, 1156 nt
Organism: Leptopilina heterotoma
Lineage: Eukaryota; Metazoa; Arthropoda; Insecta; Hymenoptera; Figitidae
Product: nitrate reductase [NADH]-like
Exons: 2
Coding region: 228-848 (206 amino acids)
Cellular component (GO): membrane; intracellular membrane-bounded organelle
Molecular function (GO): heme binding
Source: RefSeq, a predicted model, not a curated record